Molecule: messenger RNA, 3672 nt
Organism: Dreissena polymorpha
Lineage: Eukaryota; Metazoa; Mollusca; Bivalvia; Myida; Dreissenidae
Product: bromodomain-containing protein 2-like
Exons: 19
Coding region: 388-3447 (1019 amino acids)
Biological process (GO): regulation of DNA-templated transcription; chromatin remodeling
Cellular component (GO): nucleus; chromatin
Source: RefSeq, a predicted model, not a curated record
AAUGAUGGAUUCAAAAAAGACCAAUAUCAUAUUAAAAUAACGAAAAAGCAUGAAAACAAAAAGUCACGUGACCCUAGCUGUCCAAUAAUAUUCGCUUAUUUUGAAAGCAUCUUAUAAAUAAAUUUCAUUCGCUUGGGGCACUGAUAGCUGAAUAAGUGAAGGAAGGCAAAGGUGUUCUGAUGUAUCCGUGAAAAAUUAUGGACACGAAGAGCCAUCCAACACUUAAACAGUAUCAGGAGCGAUCCCGAGUGAGCAUCUAAUGAUUCAAUUUGACUGGAUUUUAGCAGUUAGAGAGUCUCUCAGAUUGCAGAGAGAUAACUGCAGAAUCUAAAACGCAGCAUGAUGAAAAGAUAACCAUAUGCGGACAGUUUUGAUUCAGCUGAAUCCAUGACUAGUCCAGUACCACACGAUUCCACUAGUGAGUACAGCAACAUGAGUGAACCAGGAAAGUUGGAAAUUGAUACUGGUGGAAACCUAACCAACAGUCUUGACCUAAAGGCAGGAGGAGACCAUGAAUCUGAACAUCAGAACCAUGUAGGCACACCAAAGAGUUCGACCAAGAGGGGUCGACUUACCAACCAGUUGCAGUACCUCCACAAGGUGGUUCUGAUGAAAGGUGUCUGGAAACACCAGUUUGCUUGGCCGUUCCAUCAACCUGUGGACCCUGUAAAGCUCCACUUACCAGACUACUUUGACAUCAUAAAGCAGCCAAUGGAUCUAGGCACAAUCAGGAAACGGCUAGAAACACAGUAUUAUCAUUCCGCCACAGAGUGUAUCCAGGACUUCAAUCAGAUGUUCUCAAAUUGCUACAUAUACAACAAACCUGGGGAAGACAUUGUUCACAUGGCACAGGCACUGGAGAAACUCUUCUUGUCCAAAGUUGCUCAAAUGCCUGCCAAUGUGAGUGACGCAGCUGAAGAAGAACUAGCUCCAUCCAGCAAGAAACUUUUAAAGAAGAAAAAUCCAUCUGUCUCACUACGCCCCCAUCCACCCUUAGUAAACAACACAGAGUCGUCACUUGUAACAACAACAACGCAAGUAGCCUCUAAAGAUGUGCCGUCCCUAUCGUCCAGCUCUGCUGCCACUGAGACUGUGAAUUCCUCUGCCCCUGGUGCCAGUUCAGCUGUGAAGUCAGAACCGGUGAAUUAUUCUCGCAGUGAAUCUACAGUACUUCCUCCUUCCCAACCUACAAAGAAUUAUGUUUUCCAGACCAAAAAGGGAGUAAAGCGAAAAGCCGACACUACCACGCCAAUUCCUCCUAUGGGUGAUCCUUAUGAACCUGAUUUUGACGAUGGAAUUAAAGAAGAAAAGUUACAAAAAAUAAGUGGGAGUGGUUCUGCUAAAAAAUUACUUGUUUCAAAUGUGAAAAUGACUCCAAACAAAGUUGUUACCCCUGGAGGCUCAAGCAACUUGGCAACAUCAACGCCAUUGGGUGGUGUGUCGGCUGGGAAGAUUACUCCUGCUAGACGGGAAAGUAAUCGUCAAAUCAAGAAACCUAAAAGGGAUCUGCCAGAGGGAGAUGCUGAAUCUGUAAGCACUCUGUCCGAUUCCUUGAACAGCAGUGUCAGGAAGGGAAAGUUGUCUGAACAGCUGAGAUUCUGCCAUAACUUAAUCAAAGAAUUCUUCACAAAGAAACAUGCUGCGUACGCAUGGCCAUUCUACAAACCAGUGGAUGCAGCGCUUCUUGGCUUACAUGACUAUCAUGAUAUUAUCAAGAAGCCUAUGGACUUUGGUACAAUAAAGGUGAAGCUCGAAAACCGGCAGUAUGGUUCAGCCCAGGAGUUUGCUGAGGAUGUGCGGUUAAUAUUUACAAACUGUUACAAAUAUAAUCCUGCUGAUAGUGACGUUGUUGCAAUGGCUAAAAAACUGCAGGAUGUGUUUGAAAUAAGGUUUUUACGUCUGCCUGAUGAACAUUCAUUUGACAAUUUAGAUAGGACAAGUUUUAAGGACGAUUCUGAUAAUUCUCUUAGUGGUUCCGAGUCUGAAAGUGGAAAUGAAAGUGAAGAAGAGCGGGAAAGGAAAUUAAAAGAGUUGCAAGAUCAGGUAAAAGAACUGCAAGACCAGUUAACACGUUUAACACAAGAACAUUUGAACAAAUUGAAAGAAAAGUCUGAACGUAAAAAGAAACGAAAUAAAAAUCGUGAACGUGACAAAGAGCGACCUGACAAAGUAGUUUCUGUGCCAACUGCGUCAGUUAUACCAGUCUCUGUAGCAACUACGACACCAGACUUUAACAGUGCGAAAAAAUUAAAUAAAUCCAAAACAAACAAAGUAAAUAAAACGCCUAGUGACGUUCAAAGGAAACGCAAAAACAGCAAGGGUAGUGGUAGUAAAAAGACUAAAACGCCACCCUCUGGAUUUCCUGUGUCAUUUGAUAGUGAUGAUGAAGAUAAUGCGAAACCAAUGACUUAUGAUGAGAAACGCCAGCUGAGCUUGGAUAUUAACAAAUUACCAGGUGAUAAGCUUGGUCGAGUCGUGCAUAUAAUACAGUCCAGAGAGCCAACCUUGAGAGAUUCCAAUCCGGAUGAAAUCGAGAUUGACUUCGAAAAACUCAAACCCUCAACAUUGCGGGAGCUGGAGGCUUAUGUUAUGGCUUGUUUAAAGAAGAAACCUCGCAGUUACACCAAGCGCACUCCAGGCAAGUCAAAGCAGCAGGUGCAGCUGGAGAAGAGGCAGGAGCUUGAGAAGCGAUUGCAGGACGUAAACGGUCAGCUUGGAGGGGGCUCAUCUGCAAAGAAACCUUCCAAGAAAGAUGGUAAGGAGGGAGAUGCGGGUGCCAGUCGACUGUCUUCAAGCAGCAGUAGUGGCUCUGACAGUGAUUCCUCUUCCAACUCCAGCUCAUCCAGUGAAUCUGAUUCCAGUGACAUGUCCGAUUCAGGAUCUCCCAAGAAACAGAAAGCAAAGUUGGGUCCAAAGAAGACAUUUUCUCCCAAUGUGAAGAUGUCUUACGGCAGUCGACCCACACCGGGAGCUCAGAACUCCGCCUCAAUGAUAAAUGUGACAAAGGACUCGCUUCCUGACCGCAAGACUGUCAACAAUCCACCGGCCAAAGUUCCUGCUGUUUCUCAUUCCUCUGGUGCAGGUGUUGCCACCACCAACAGUGUACCAGUCAAGAAGGAUAUAGCAGAUGUUCGUCCAGUGAUGCACUCUCUACCUCAGCAGCCUGACCGGCCUAGCCCUGUGGCCAACCCCAAGCCUCAGAACAGGACCACAGUACCAUUUAACCCGCGGGACAGUAGUUUAGAGGCUAUGUUAACAUUGCCAGCGCCGAUAGUGACCUCCCAGUCCGCAAGGUCGGCAGUGCCCGUGACCUCUGUGCCUGCGCUGGCAGCCCAGGCGCCCUCGGCCUCCCCCGCCCAUCAUUGUGAGCUCCCCUUGAAGGUACACAGCGAGCGAGACUUCAUGCCCGCUGCCCCCACUCACCUCCAUGAAAGACAGACGAAGUGAGGCAGCAGCCAUGUUCAGCAUUGGGGAGGAAGCCUCAAACUCUAGUCCGAAACACUCCACCCCUGCACAACAGCCUGUCAAGCCUCCCCCUCCUGGUGCUACUCAUUUGGCCAGUGGUGUAGGCGUACUGUUGCCCAGUGGUGGCACCCCUCAGUCCGACCACAAGAAGCCUGAACUCAGAAGGCUGCCUCUAACACAGUCAGCAGCAGCAGCAGCAGCAAGGAA